GGGAAAAAAAACACCUGCAUCGUGAUUGGUUUGCGCCAUUUAGGCACGGAUUUCAAAUAAGAAGCAAUAACGCGGAUUUUCAGUUGUAGAGCGGAUAUCUACUGUACAAUACUUCAGAGGUUUAAAGGCCGGAGACAAGACUGCUUUGAACAACAAACAAAUCAUACUGCACAGUGUGUAACGUAUGUUUCACUCGCUACGAAGCCACCAGAGCCAACAAUAUGGAGACGAGCUAUGCUGUUGUGGCUACUACAGAGUUCAAGGUGCCUCAUCGUAAAGCUUCCCCGGUUAAGGAGCCCACCCCUAUCAAACCUGAGUGUCUUCCUGCAGGAGUGACCAGACUGGUGUUCUCUCUCAACAACAGCACACGAGCAGUCCACAAUAAGGAAAACAGCACCAACAGGGAGCAUGACAGGCCUCUGGAUGAAGGGUUUGAGGACAGUGGUUACUUGUCUCUGCAGAACAGUCAGAAUAAUGGUCACUAUGCAGAUGAAGAGGAUGACCACAUCUAUGAAAAACCCACAGCAGCCCUGAUGCCUGUUGCAGUAAAUCAAGAAAAGACAAUGUCUCCAAAUAAUUCUCCUUUCAAAUGUCAAAGAAUAUCAGACUCUAGCUGUCCAGUGUCUUUGGUGGCAGCUUCCACUCCUGUGGGUUGUGCAAAGAGAACAGCAGCAUACCCAUUGUCAUCCACCCCCUCUGAGCACCACAGUAACUCCAACCUGCCUAUACUGAAUUUUCAGAAGGCUGUGUGCGAAGAGCUUGCCAAGAGCUAUCAGAAGAAUAAGAGGUAUGACUUGAGCGUCAUCAGAAAGGUAGCGGAAGAUCAUCUUUUGGAUCGUGUGAUCGGAGGCCACAUGGGCUGCGAGUACAUCGACAUGUUUGCGUCUCUGCUUUUUAGGAACAUGAGAUGCAUCCUGACCAAUAUCCUAGCCCUGCUGGGAGACAUGGACCUCAUUAGCUGCAAGAAAGUGAGCAGGACAUGGAGGAAGAUAAUCUCUGAGGAUUCUGCAGCUCUGAGAAGGUGUGAAAGAGCCGAGGAGGCACUCAGGGAGUCAAUGAGCUCUCAGAGGCGUAGGGGUUGUGGUCUGACGAGAGAUGUGGCUGUGUCCAGGGUGGUGCUGUCCUGCAUGCAGACCCUGGCCUCCUCAAGCACUAAGUCUUCAUCAUCUUCUUCCUCGUUAACUCCACGCUGCGGGGUCAACAGACGGACUUCUCCCUCACAGAAGGGCAGCACGCCCAAUGUCCGGUGUACACGCUUCAACGAGUAUAUGCAGGCUGCCAGCGGUUUGAAGCAGCAUGAGUCUCUGCGUUCCUGCAGGCAUUGCGGCUUUCCAGCCAAGCAUUCGCCUGAGGCUCAGAGGGCCGUGUGCACUCGUCAAAACUGUCUUUUCGACUUCUGCACCCGCUGCCAGGAGGCUUUCCACGGCUCAACCCCCUGCCGAACGGUUCAGCCACAAUCAUCUAAGGCAACACCGAUCAUACCAGGGAGUGCUCGCAGCAAGAGGAAUGUCAGGCGCCUGUGACAGUUUUGCAAAGCUUUUUAACAGAUUGUUUGUUUUUAACUGGUUAGGUACUUUCUCUGCAUGGGCAAUGAAACUGUAUGUGACCCUUGCUCUGCCCAUCUGUAGCAACUGAGUGAAGCACUUCUUUAAGGCACUACUGGAACAAACAACCAGAAAGUGUGGUUUGGAUGAAACUGUUGUCUGUCAGCGACAAACAUUUGGUGCCAGAAAAAAGGAAAAUAUGGAUCCAAUUUAUUGUUUUUAAGAUGAAAUGGAUGUAAAUAUGUUAUCACUUUUACAUAGUUCGUUUUAAAUAAAUGUCGAUCUUCAGGAGGUCCUAAAAUGUU
Molecule: messenger RNA, 1849 nt
Organism: Monopterus albus (swamp eel)
Lineage: Eukaryota; Metazoa; Chordata; Actinopteri; Synbranchiformes; Synbranchidae
Gene: fbxo5
Product: F-box protein 5
Exons: 6
Coding region: 222-1523 (433 amino acids)
Biological process (GO): regulation of mitotic nuclear division; negative regulation of meiotic nuclear division
Cellular component (GO): nucleus
Molecular function (GO): protein binding
Source: RefSeq, a predicted model, not a curated record